Bombus terrestris (buff-tailed bumblebee) is the source of this 3216-nucleotide messenger RNA. RefSeq names its product 5-hydroxytryptamine receptor 1A (gene 5-HT2B). Gene Ontology annotation, molecular function: G protein-coupled receptor activity. Gene Ontology annotation, cellular component: membrane. The record is from RefSeq and is a predicted model, not a curated record. Gene Ontology annotation, biological process: adenylate cyclase-activating adrenergic receptor signaling pathway. The transcript is spliced from 7 exons. Bases 693 to 2912 code for a protein of 739 amino acids. NCBI's taxonomy places the organism in Eukaryota, Metazoa, Arthropoda, Insecta, Hymenoptera, Apidae.
CGAGGAAUGAGGGCCAGUGGGCUAGUAGUAUUCGCGAUAACGUCGCCUCAGUAGAUCGUCGGCCGUUGCGCGACUCCUCUCGCCAACCCUCGCGAAAUUCCGCGCGAACCUACCCCAAGCUGCGGCUGUCCUUACGCUUCGCAGAGAACGCGGAGCACCGUGAACCGGAAGUUCGAGCCGGAGCAAUCGCGAGACACGUGUUUCGCGCGCGGCACCUCGCGAAGCCGAGGAUCGUUCGAUGGAAUUGUGGCGAGUGAGUGGUCGUUCGAAGUUCCUUCUGUAAUUCGUUCAGAUUCGUGUUGAAAUUCGCGUGUUGCGUGCACGUGUGUCUGUCUAUCUGUCUGUCUGUUUGCCUGUCUGUGCGUUGCGUUCUUGAUUCCGUCGUGAAAGUGUUUAAUUGAAAUUCGAAAACACUUGCCAAGUUACGAAGUUGCGAAGAAAUAGCCGCGCGCGCGCGCCUGUGUCUUCGUGUGUUUGUGCGCGGUGCUGUGAAAUCGAAGAAAAAUUGCUUCGGUGGCUGUCGUUAAUGUCCGCCUGUUAAUCGAUCGCAGAUCUAAGAAGAGAAAUCAGCACGUGCACGAUCCGAUGGAUUAGCCAAAGAAGACGGAGAAGCAGGAAGACGCGGUCGUAGAUGCCAGCGGUGUCGUGCAGCAAGUAGACGCAAGAAAUUCCUAGAUCGGCCGUUUUCAGCGAUGACCGGCUCGUCGACGCCAACGACCGGUCGCGCGGAUCCUUACGAGGCCGUGGUCGAUACCUGCUACGAGAACCUUCUGCUGAUCGCCAACGGCAGCGGCGUGCUCUGCGAAAGUUCCCGAUUCGCCGCGCCUGGAGCACUCAACGACACCGAUUUCGACGGUGAACCGGUGAAUGGAACAGGUCUGGACGUCGAUGUCAAUUUGAAUAAUUGGUGGGCUAUGUUAGCCCUGAUCUUGGUCCUGGGCACCGCUGCUGGCAAUAUUUUGGUCUGCCUGGCUAUCGCCAGGGAAAGGCGGCUUCAAAACGUCACCAAUUACUUCCUGAUGAGCCUGGCGAUCACGGAUCUGUUGGUCGCUGUGCUCGUGAUGCCUCUUGGGAUUCUUACGUUGGUCAGAGGAUACUUCCCUCUGCCGUCAAUUUACUGCCUCGUGUGGAUCUGCCUGGACGUAUUAUUAUGUACGGCGAGCAUCAUGCACUUGUGCACCAUAAGCGUGGACCGGUACCUGAGUCUACGGUACCCGAUGAAAUUCGGCCGGAAUAAAACCAGGCGGCGGGUCAUGCUGAAAAUCAGCUUCGUCUGGUUACUGAGCAUCGCCAUGAGCCUGCCUCUCAGUCUUAUGUACUCGAAGGAAGACGACUCCGUGCUGGUGGACGGCGCGUGUCAAAUACCGGAUCCUCUGUACAAGUUGAUCGGCAGCAUAAUCUGCUUUUACAUACCACUGGGCGUGAUGUUGCUUACGUACGCUUUGACAGUCAAACUGUUGGCGAACCAGCAACAGAAUAUAGGAGGAAGUACAGGUUGGUCCUCCGGAUGGCUGGGUGGCCCGCAGGGCCCACCCUCGGGAGGUUUAGACAGACGAGGGACCUGGAAGCGAUUCCUGUUGAGUAAAAGCUCGGCCGGAAGCAGCGGUACGCCGCAGCACACUUCCGGUACAUCGACCGACACCGAGCUGACAACGCUGGACACCCACGAACUCUGGCUUCCGGAAAGCGAACCGCCGCCGUCGGCGAUGUUCGCGCUUCACGCCUUUGGCGCCGAAAUGCUCAAGUUAUCCAGAGGUUUGGAGGGCUUUGCCAGCCCCGGCAGCCCAACUCCUAUGGGAACGCCAAGGUCCACGCCUCAACACUCGCUCCAGCAGCAUCAGCAUCAGCAACAGCAACAGCAACAGCAACAAUUGCAUCGGUGCAGUUUUCGACACGGGAGCGGAGAAAGCGGAAGCAGCGCGUCCGAUUCUCGAACGAGCCUCUCGAUACCGGAAGACCUAAGCUCGCCCACCCCGUGGAAGCAUCGGCGACGCGCGUCCACCUUCAACGAGGCCCGUUUGGAACGAGCGGAAUCGGGUUCGCCGAGAACACCCAGGAAACGAUCUUUCAGUUUCCAUGAGCAGCCAGUGUUCGGCCGUGGUUCCGUUUCGCGGAAGAACUCGUCGAACGAGGAAGCCUCGAGCACGCAGAGGAAGUCGAGCGAUAAACAGGAAGGCGAAAUCGCGUUACCACCGCCGUGUACCUGCCCCUAUUUCGGCGAAUCGUCCAAGAGACCACCUCCGCAACCAUCCAGCGACGUCGUGAUCGUUUCCAGCGAUACCAUGAAGCCAAUCUCGGGGAAGAAUCUGGAGGCUACGUUUCUCGGUAGAAACAACAGCGGUAGAAUGGAGGCGAGCAGAAGCUACGAGCCAAAUUCUGUCGUUACGUGGAAGAGCGGCAAAAGAGGAUCUAGUUUAGGGAACACAAGAACGGCGCUAUUGACCACAAGAGGUGGUCCGAUCCGGCGUGCAGCGACCAUGCGUGCUCAUAACGGAGCAGCGAGCAUCAGCUCUAAGCAAAGCAGCAAUUCAUCCUCGCCGUGUCCGCACAGAUACUCAGGGCCAAUUCGUAGCCACCAUUCGAGAACCAGCAGCGUUGCUUCGCGAAAUAGCUCGCGACACGGAAGGAUCAUCAGACUGGAGCAAAAAGCCACGAAAGUUCUAGGCGUCGUUUUCUUCACGUUCGUGGUCCUCUGGGCGCCGUUCUUCGUCCUCAAUUUGAUACCAGCCGUGUGCCCCGACUGUGAAAGGCAGAUCAAUCACAACAUCUUCGAUUUGGCUACUUGGUUGGGCUACGCCAGUUCUAUGGUCAAUCCUAUCUUCUACACGAUCUUCAACAAAGUCUUCCGGCAGGCCUUCAAGAAAGUGUUGCUCUGCAGAUACAAAAACCAAAGCUGGAGGCCAUCCAGGUAGGCCUUUGGCCCCGGGAGACCGGGGAUCGCAGUCACCAGGGUUUAAAGUCGUUAAUAAACGUCGACUUCCGGUAGCAGCGGAAGCGGAAGAACCGUGGUUGACCGGCCGUGGUUUCUCAGCGAAUUACGAGCCACGGUGAAGCUUUGGUUGUUUCAUGAUCGCAGAUAAACUGAAGAAGAUUUUGUGAAAAUCUGGGUAAUAUAUAUAUGUGUGUUUGUGCGUGUGUAUUCGAAGCUCCUGUGAAAGUUUAGAGUGAAAAUGAAACGAGGAUUCCAUCGAAUUAAAACGAGUGGAAGAGUCGAAG